Cylicocyclus nassatus is the source of this 2686-nucleotide messenger RNA. The record is from the annotation of a GenBank genome assembly. NCBI's taxonomy places the organism in Eukaryota, Metazoa, Nematoda, Chromadorea, Rhabditida, Strongylidae.
UUUCAGAUGUGGCUUGGGGCAAGUGUAGUGUGUAUAGCAUCGCUGACACUAGCUCAGAUUCAUUAUCCUGGAGAGAAGUACUUUAGAAAUGUACGGCAGUUGACAUUCCAUGGUACGCAUGCCGAGGCUUAUUUCAGUUUUGAUGAUAACUAUCUAACGCUCCAAGCAACCGGUUAUGGUGUGGAUUGCGAUCAGAUCUACCGCUUGGACUUGAGUGCUCCUCCGAAUCAGACUAUGCACAGAUUGAGCACAGGCAUCGGCUCAUGCACUUGUUCAUUUUUCUAUCCGAACAACAGAGAUCUCUUGUACGCGGGUAACUUCCAUAAGACAAAGAUGCCAACAAAAGCAGGAUCGAACGAUCCGACUUGUCCACCUAAAAGAUGUCGUUCACCAGAAGCCGAAAGGGAUCCGGUGCUGCAGAAUCUGUGCAACACAUCCUACACUUGGGAUAUCUACGCGGAUUACGACAUUUUCAAGGUGAAUCAGUAUGGAAACAUCAUAGCGCAGCUGACAAAUAACAGUGUCUACGAUGCGGAAGGUGUGAUUAGUCCGGAUGGAUCGAAAAUUCUAUAUACGAGUAUGGAGAAUGGAGAUUUGGAUCUCUAUGUCAUGAAUAUCGACGGAUCAAAUAAAAAGCAGAUCACGAACGUUCUGGGCUAUGAUGGUGGCGGAUUUUUCUCACCUGACAGUAAGAAGGUCGUCUUCCGCGCAAGUCGACCCAGCACAUCUGAAGAAAUAAGCAAAUACAAGGCAUUGCUUAAGUACAAUCUUGUUGCUCCAACAGCAAUGGAGCUCUAUGUGGUAAAUGUGGAUGGCACUGGACUUCGACCAGUUUUUCCAAAGAAAUUAGGCGGAGCUAACUGGGCUCCUUAUUAUCAUCCAGACAACAAAAGAAUCAUCUUCAGCUCAAACUUUAACUCUACGGGAACUGAUUACAAUUCGUUUGAUCUUUACAUUGUAAAUGAGGAUGGGACUGGUCUGGAGAAGGUGACUAUGGAUGAGGGUCACUUUGACUCGUUUCCGAUGUUUUCACAUAAAGGCGACAAAUUUGUCUGGGGCUCGUCGCGCAACGCAAAAACUCCGGGCGAUAUCAAUAUCUUCAUCGCUGAUUGGGUAGACAAGCCGGGAGAUCUUGCGAAAGAAGAAGCGUUGAGAACAAACAGAGUAUGGCGCUCAGUCAAGGCUGAAGAACCAUUGGAGAAUGCUGUGACGGAGCCAUGGCAGAACACCAAUACAACGCCGUACGAUGGAGUAGUUCACUUCAAGGGUGAACGGCACUUCAAAAAUGUGAAACAACUCACAUUUGGUGGACAGAAUGCCGAGGGAUAUUUCAGUUAUGACGAUUCCAAAGUCACUCUUCAAGCUACCGGAUAUGGAACUGAUUGCGACCAGAUCUAUGAACUUGAUCUCAACAUUGAUCCUCGCAAGCAGCUCUUGCGAAGAACAAGCACAGGUCUUGGUGGUACGACCUGCUCGUUUUUCUUCAAAGAGGAUAACAAUGAUCAUCGACUUUAUGCUGGAAAUUUCUGGGCGCUGAACGUCUCAUCAUUCAAUGACGCAGCCAAAACCUGCCCUCAGAAGAAAUGUCAAAAUCCUUCGAUCACAGAUCCAAUACUAAAGAAGCUGUGCAAUACUUCUUAUACCUGGGAUAUUGUACCUGAGUAUGACAUCUUCAAGGUGAACAAAUAUGGAAACAUCGUCCAGCAGCUGACCGAUCAUCCUGGAUACGAUGCUGAAGCCGUUCUUAGCCCAGAUGGCAAAACCAUAGUUUUCACUUCGAUUCGAUCUGGAGAUCUAGAACUUUGGUCCAUGAAUUCUGAUGGUACCAAUCUCAAUCAGAUUACCUAUGAACUCGGUUAUGACGGUGGAGCAUUCUUUUCUCCUGAUGGUAAGCGAUUAGUGUUCCGCGCAAGUCGUCCAAAAACACCAGAAGAUAUUGCCAAAUAUAAGAAAUUGCUCGAAUAUGACCUGGUCGAGCCCGUAGCGAUGGAGCUUUUUGUUGUGGAUGUGGAUGGUUCGAAUUUGAGACAGAUAACUAGCCUUGGAGGUGCAAGCUGGGCACCCUACUAUUUGAACGACAAUAAGCGGAUAGUGUUCAGUUCGAAUUACGGCGAUAGUGAAAAUGGCUUCGGAGCAUUUGCACUGUAUGUGAUCAAUGACGAUGGGACAGGACUAGAAAGGAUCACCUACGGAGACCAAUAUCAAUUUAAUUCUUUUCCCAUGAUGAACCAUGCUGGCACAAAGCUGAUCUGGGGAUCGAGCCGCAACGGAACGAGCAAGUAUGACUUGAAUCUCUUCAUAGCCGAUUGGACAGAUGAUCAAACGGGAAGCAGUGGUGUCCUGUCUCUUCUGCUUUUGCCCUACUUGCUUCUGUUUGCAUAAACACAGUAAACUAAUACUUACAUAUUGCACUUAUCCCGUUAAAUACCAUGGUUGCUUUUGUUUUCCGAGAAAAUUUCCUACAUUACGCGGUCUAUAAUUCAACUACAGUAGGACGCACCUCACUUUUUGACUAGCUGUUUUUUUUUACCAUCUCCGAAUGCAUGUAUAUUUUGUGGGUGUUUCCACUUUGCUUUUCUCCUCAUGCUCUUUAUAUUCAUGUUCAAAACUACUUGCUCAAUUGAAUGAAAUUUCUCAAAUGCUAGUUCAGCAAGUUCUUUUUAACGGCAUAAAUUUCGUAAUGGAA